This is a messenger RNA of Myiozetetes cayanensis, 2769 nucleotides long. Its product is annotated as maltase-glucoamylase-like. Lineage: Eukaryota; Metazoa; Chordata; Aves; Passeriformes; Tyrannidae. The record is from RefSeq and is a predicted model, not a curated record. Gene Ontology annotation, molecular function: alpha-1,4-glucosidase activity; carbohydrate binding. Gene Ontology annotation, biological process: carbohydrate metabolic process. The transcript has 25 exons. Bases 1 to 2769 code for a protein of 922 amino acids.
AUGGCGCUGCAGGUGGCCGAGGUGCAGGGGUUGCAGCUGCCCCUGGGUGAGUCCUUCACCCUCCUGUGGUCGAUGGGGACGAGGGAAAACGAGCGCUUCGAUUGCCACCCCAACCCCGGAGCCUCCCGAGAGAGCUGCGAGAGCCUCGGCUGCGUCUGGAACGAAAGCACUUCCACUUCCGGCGUCCCCUUCUGCCACUACCCCGGCCCCGGGAGCGGGUACCGCGCCAUCGACGUCCGGUACGGCCCCGAUGGCGUCACCGCCGACGUCACCUGCGACGGGUGCGGCCCCGGAGCCGCCGCCGGCGUCACCGAGCCCGUGGGGACGCUGAGGGUGGAGGCGACGUUCCACACCGACCACCUGCUGCAGUUCAAGAUCUUCGACACCUCCCGGCGUCGUUACGAGGUGCCGGUGCCUCUGACGCUGCCGGCGGCACCGGAAGCGUCGAUGGAAGGCCGGCUCUAUGACGUCACCAUCCAGGACGAGCCCUUCGGGGUCCAAGUGCGACGUCGCAGCAGCGGCACCGUCAUCUGGGAUUCGCAGCUGCCGACCUUCACCUUCACCGACAUGUUCAUCCAGAUCUCCACCCGCCUUCCAUCAGCGAACAUUUACGGCUUCGGCGAAUCGGAGCACCCGUCCUUCCGCCACGACCUCAACUGGCACACCUGGGGGAUGUUCACCAGGGACCAGCCCCCCGGGUACAAGCUGAACUCCUACGGCUUCCACCCCUUCUACAUGGCCUUGGAAGACGACGGCAACGCCCACGGGGUCCUCCUGCUCAACAGCAACUCCAUGGAUGUCACUUUUCAACCGACCCCUGCCCUCACCUACCGCACCACGGGGGGGAUCCUGGAUUUCUACGUGGUCCUGGGGCCGACGCCGGAGGAGGUGGUGCAGGAAUACACCCAGCUGAUAGGAAGGCCCGUCCUGCCCCCCUACUGGGGCUUGGGCUUCCAACUUUGCCGUUACGGCUACGAGAACGACUCCGAAAUCGCCCAACUGGUGCAGGACAUGAACCGAGCCCAGAUCCCACUGGACGUGCAAUAUUCCGACAUCGAUUACAUGGAGCGUCAAUUGGAUUUCACCCUCAGCCCCAAAUUCCAGGGGCUCCCGGCGCUCGUCGAUCAAAUCCGGAGGGACGGGAUGAGAUUCGUCCUCAUCCUGGACCCGGCCAUCUCCGCCAACGAGACGGAUUAUUUACCAUUCGAGAGGGGGAAGGAGCAGGACGUGUUCAUCAAAUAUCCCAACAGCAGUGACAUCAUUUACGCCAAGGUCUGGCCGGAUUUUCCCAACGUGGAGGUCGAUGAAUCUUUGGAUUGGGACACCCAAGUUGAGCUUUUCCGGGCGUUCGCGGCCAUGCCGGAUUUCUUCCGGAAUUCCACCCGGGAAUGGUGGGCUCGGGAAAUCGCCGAGGUUUACGACAACCCCCGCAACGCCUCCCUGAGCAUCCGCUUCGACGGCCUCUGGAUCGACAUGAACGAACCCUCGAGUUUCGUCCACGGCUCCGUCGACUCCUGCCGGGACCAACAACUCAACUUCCCACCCUACAUGCCCCAGCUGGGCUCUCGCUCCGAGGGGCUGAGCUACAAAACCAUCUGCAUGGAGGGGCAGCAGCAGCUCCCGGACGGGACCCCCGUGCGGCACUUUGAUGUUCACAACCUGUACGGCUGGGCCCAGACCCCGCCCACCCUCCAGGCGCUGCGUUCAUUGACGGGCGAGCGUGGAUUGCUCAUCACUCGCUCCACGUUCCCCGGCAGCGGCCGCUGGGCGGGGCAUUGGCUGGGGGACAACACGGCCGCCUGGGACCAGCUCCACAAAUCCAUCAUCGGAAUGUUGGAAUUCAGCCUCUUCGGCAUCCCCUACAGCGGCGCCGACAUUUGCGGAUUCUUCCAAGAUUCCACCUACGAGCUCUGCGCCCGCUGGAUGGAACUGGGAGCCUUCUACCCCUACUCCCGAAACCACAACGGAAAAGGAUCCAGGCGCCAGGAUCCGGUGGGUUGGGAUUCUGCCUUCGCGGAGCUGUCGCGGGCGGUUCUGCUGACGCGGUACCGGCUGCUGCCCCACCUGUACACGCUGCUGUUCCACGCCCACAGCGGCGGCCACACCGUGGUCAGGCCCCUCCUGCACGAGUUCGUGACUGACCCAACCACCUGGAAUCUUUCCCAGCAGUUCCUGUGGGGGGAGGGGCUGCUCAUCAGCCCCGUCCUGGAAGAGGGGCUGAGCUCGCUGCGUUUGUACCUGCCCGACGCGCGCUGGUUCGACUUCUACACCGGGGAGGAGGUCGGAAUUCGACGUCAAUUCGUGGAGCUGCCGGCGCCGCUCGGGCACAUCAACCUGCACGUCAGGGGAGGGAGCAUCCUGCCCCAGCAGGAACCGGCCAAUAACACCACCUACAGCCGGCGGAACGCUCUGAGCCUGACGGUGGCUCUGGACGACGCCCUCCGGGCCCGCGGGAGCCUCUUCUGGGACGACGGCGUCGGCAUCGACACGGUCGAGGCCGGGCGGUACCUGCUGAUGGAAUUCACCGCCCACACCAACGUUCUGGAGCUGCGUGUUCUGCACGGGGGUUACGUCGACCCCAACGCUCUGCGGUUCACCCAGAUCCGCGUGCUGGGCGUGGCCGCGCCCGUGGGCGGGGUCAGCGUGGAGAGGAACGGGCAGCAGAUCCAGUCCGGGCACCGCGUGGAGCACGACGGCACCACCCAGGUGCUGACGAUCACGGAGCUGGCGCUGGAGCUGGGCCAGAACUUCACCCUCACCUGGACUUGA